AUGGCUGUGCGCGGCGCCAACACCUUGACGCCCUUCUCCAUCCAGGCUAUUCUCAACAAGAAAGAGGAGCGCGUAGGACUGGCUGCGCCAGAGGGGCGCCGGGUGCCUGGGGGCACAGCGGUGGCGGUGGCCGCUUCGCCAGCAGUUUGCUGCUGGCGGCUUUUUGGGGAGGCAGAAGCGGGCGCACUGGGAGGCGCUGAGGACUCUCUGCUAUCGUCUCCAGCUCGGAGCAGAACAGCUGCGGGGCAAACUGCGGAGAGCCCGGGAGGUUGGGACUCGGACUCCGCUCUCAGCGAAGAGAACGAGGGCAGGAGGCGCUGCGCCGAAGUGCCGGGAGCCAGCGGGGCCGGCCGCGCAGGGGGAACCCUGGGCCUUGACCGGCCAGUCUGCGAGAUGCAUGCAACCAAGGAUUUGGAGGAGGAAGCCGCCGGACGGAGCGACAGCGAGAUGUCAGCCAGCGUUUCAGGCGACCGCAGCCCCAGAGCUGAGGACGACGGUGUUGGCCCGGGAGGUGCACGCGUGCCUGGGCUGUGCAGCGGCGCGGGCGGAGCAGGUGGCGGCAGGCCGGCGGGCGGCGCGGAGGAGGAGGAAGAGCCUGUUGCUCCCAAGCCCCGGAAGAAGCGCUCCCGGGCUGCUUUCUCCCACGCGCAGGUCUUUGAGCUGGAGCGUCGUUUUAACCAUCAGCGCUACCUGUCGGGUCCGGAGCGCGCAGAUCUGGCAGCGUCGCUGAAGCUCACCGAGACGCAGGUGAAGAUCUGGUUCCAGAACCGUCGCUACAAGACCAAACGUCGGCAGAUGGCCGCAGAUCUACUGGCCUCAGCGCCCGCAGCCAAGAAAGUAGCAGUAAAGGUGCUGGUGCGUGACGACCAGAGACAGUAUCUGCCCGGCGAGGUGCUGAGGCCACCCUCGCUUCUGCCACUGCAGCCUUCCUACUAUUAUCCUUACUACUGCCUCCCAGGCUGGGCGCUGUCUACGUGCGCGGCCGCUGCGGGCACCCAGUGA
Castor canadensis (American beaver) is the source of this 1002-nucleotide messenger RNA. It is a transcript of the gene Nkx3-2, whose product is annotated as NK3 homeobox 2. Lineage: Eukaryota; Metazoa; Chordata; Mammalia; Rodentia; Castoridae. The record is from RefSeq and is a predicted model, not a curated record. Gene Ontology annotation, biological process: regulation of transcription by RNA polymerase II; cell differentiation. Gene Ontology annotation, cellular component: nucleus. Gene Ontology annotation, molecular function: DNA-binding transcription factor activity, RNA polymerase II-specific; RNA polymerase II cis-regulatory region sequence-specific DNA binding.